Tyto alba (common barn owl) is the source of this 770-nucleotide messenger RNA. It is a transcript of the gene GPR152, whose product is annotated as G protein-coupled receptor 152. Gene Ontology annotation, molecular function: G protein-coupled receptor activity. Bases 20 to 472 code for a protein of 150 amino acids. Gene Ontology annotation, biological process: G protein-coupled receptor signaling pathway. NCBI's taxonomy places the organism in Eukaryota, Metazoa, Chordata, Aves, Strigiformes, Tytonidae. Gene Ontology annotation, cellular component: membrane. The transcript has 2 exons. The record is from RefSeq and is a predicted model, not a curated record.
CUCUCCCUGCCGUUAAGGGAUGGAGCCCCCCAACGCCACCUUGUCCCCUGACCUGUCCCUGCCACCCCCCGGCUCCCUGUCAUGGGACGGGCAACUGCUGGUGGCUUGCACCGCGCUGGGGUUGCCGGCCAACGCCUUCACCCUGUGGCUGACGGGCUGGCGCCUGCGGGGCCGCGGGCUGGCCACCUUCAUCCUCAGCCUGGCCGCUUCCGACUUCCUCUUCCUCGCCAACUCGAUCCUGCAGAUCUGGUCGGUGGCCCACCGUCACCAGUGGGUGCUGGGCACCCCGCUGUGCCGCCUCCACAAGUUCCUCUACGGUUUGGGUUACUACAGCGGGCUUUUCUUACUGGCGGUCAUCAGCCUGGACCGUUUCCUGUUGGUAGCCACCCCGCUGUGGUACCGGUGCCGGCGACCGGCCCGUUUACCGGUGACAGUUGUGCGCGGGAGCCUGGCUGGCGGCCAUCGGUUGUAGUGUCCCGGAGGUGGCGUUGUCGGCGGCGGAGGAGACGCUGCCCUGGUUUGCUGGUUUGCAGGAGCGAGAGGGGGAGCUGGGAGGUGCCGAUGCGGUGGCUGGAGGUGGUGGUGGAAGGGCUACUGCCCUUCAGCGUGGUGGUCGCUUGCCACGGGGCCACCUUGGUGCUGGCCCGGUGUCGGCGCGGUCGCCCGCCCACCCGGUUUCAGCACAUCGUGGCGGCCACGUUGAGCAGCUACGUGUUGCUGCAUCUGCCCUUCCAGGUCACCCAGUUGGUGCAGUUGGUGGCCCCCGGCUA